AUGUACGCUGAUUAUAAAUUAUUUAUAAAUUCAUUACAUCAUUUUGAGAAGGUACGUGAACAACAAAAACAACAACAAACAUCUCGUUCUUCAUGUCAAUUACAUCGUUAUAAUCAUGAACCAGUAUCAUCAAAUUUUCUUCGUCGUGAUGUUCCACCAAUUCUUAUAUUAGCAUUUUUUCUUUUUCUUAUUAUAAUUAUUUUAUCACAAAUUCUUGUUGUUCAUACAUCACGUUAUGGAAUUAAUUUUUCUACGAUGCAAAAAAAUCAAGAAGAACUUAAAGAAAUGGAUGCAAGUAUGGAAACAAUUUUACAUAAUAAUGUUUUACCAAUAAAUAAAUGGCGUCUUCUAUUUUAUAUUCAAACACGUCUUUAUCGUUUUCAAUAUUUAUUUGAUUUAUUUAAUAAUCAAAAUAAUUUAACAAAUGAAAAUUUCAAUCAAUCAAAUGAAAUUUUCAAACAAGAAAAUAAUAAUUCUCAUUCAGUAAGUAAUAUUAAACAUGCACAAAAUAGAUUUGAAGAAUUUAUUGGUGAAAAUAAUGAUUAUUCAUUUCAAUGGAAACGAAAAAAAUUCAGAUAUAAUUAUAUAGAUAAUCAUAAAAGAAAAAAUUAUUGUAAUGAAUACCCUAGUCAAUUAAAAGGUCGAAUUUUUGAUGAAAAUUCAACAUUUCCUAAUGUUUCUUUAUAUGAAAUUGAAAUGAAUUUUACCGAUAUCAAAUCCGGUGGUCAAUGGUCACCAUCGUAUUGUCUUGCUCGUCAUAAGGUUGCAAUCAUCAUUCCGUAUCGAGAUCGUUUUGAACAUCUAGUCACAUUACUAUAUUAUUUACAUCCAAUAUUACAACGACAAGAACUUGAUUAUAAAAUUUAUGUAUCUGAACAAAUAGGAAAUGGAACAUAUAAUAAAGGUGUCUUAAUGAAUGCUGCUUUUAUAUAUGCAUCGAAUGAAUAUGAUUUUCAAUGUUUUGUCUUUCAUGAUGUUGAUUUAAUACCAGAAGAUGAUAGAAAUAUGUACUCAUGUCCAAUUCUUCCAAGACAUAUGUCUGCAGCCGUUAAUGAAAUGAAUUAUAAAUUGUCUUAUGAAGAACUUAUUGGUGGUGUAUUAAAUAUACGUACGGAACAUUUUUUAACAGUUAAUGGUUAUAGUAAUCUUUAUUGGGGUUGGGGAGCUGAAGAUGAUGAUUUAUAUUAUCGAUUAAAAGAUGUUUCUUUGAAAGUACUUCGUCCACCAUCAUCUAUAGCUCGAUAUAAAAUGCUUCAACAUACAAAACGUACACCGUCUGUAUGGAAUAAACGAGCUAAAUUACUUUAUUCAGCAGCUAAACGUUAUACAUGGGAUGGUGUAUCAUCAGCUCGAUAUAAUAUAACUUCUGCUAUUGCCUAUCCGUUAUUUACACAUAUUAUUGUUGAUGUUGGUUUGCCACCACCUGGUUUUAGUUAA
Molecule: messenger RNA, 1437 nt
Organism: Rotaria sordida
Lineage: Eukaryota; Metazoa; Rotifera; Eurotatoria; Philodinida; Philodinidae
Source: the annotation of a GenBank genome assembly